CGUGGUGACGGGCGGGGAGGGGGGAGAGGGAGGAGCGGGACCAUGGCGGCAGCGGCGAUGAUCCUGUUGCUCCUACUCGGCGGCUUCAUGGCCGUCCGGCCCCAGGCGGCCGACAAAUACUCGCGCCUCAAGAACGAGGACGAGGAGACCCCGGGGAAAGAGUUCAGGGUCGCCAAACUCAGCCAGGUGUGGGACAAGGCGCAGAGGCUUCAACUGUCCCCAGUGAAGCUGGCAGAGCUGCACAGUGACCUGAAAAUCCAGGACAAAGAUGAGCUCAACUGGAAGAAGCUGAAGGCUGAUGGUUUUGAUGAGGACGGUGAGAAGGAAGCGAGGAUCCGUCGUAACUUCAACGUUAUCCUCACAAAGUACAAACUUGAUGGGCGAAUGAAAACCAUGCCUUCAGAAUCCAAUUACCUCAGGGAUUUGGGAGAUUCCGAAAAUGAUGUAUUUGAUGACCCAAAACUAGAAAAAUUAUGGAAUAAGGCAACGACAUCGGGGAAAUUUAACGAUGAAGAAGUUCGGAAACUGCGCCGUGAGUUUCUGCAUCACCAGGACAAGAUUCAGGAGUAUCACAUCCUGAGGGAGACUGUCAGCAGGAGUGAAGACAUACAUCAGAACGCGAUCAGCCCUGGUGAAGCCCACGUCCAGGAAGAUUUACUACACACCAAGCAUGCAGAGUUGAAGGACAAGCACCGCAAUGUCCAAGAAAGUUUUGGGCGUUUGCGCAAACUGAUCCACCAAGGCUACGAUGAGGACAGUGAAUUUUCUGAACCUAGAGUUCUUGAGCUGUGGGAUAUGGCCAAACAGUCGAAUUUCUCACAUGAUGAGCUGGAUUCCAUUAAGGAGGAGCUGAAACACUUUGAGGUGAAGAUUGAGAAGCACCACCAUUAUCAGGAGCAGCUCGACCUAUCUCACCAGAAGCUAAAACAUGUGGAGACUAUUGGAGACAAGGAACAUCUAUCUCGAAACAAAGAAAAGUAUAAAAUGCUGACAGAAAAAACUAAAGAACUCGGCUACAAGGUAAAAAAGCAUAUGCAAGAUCUUCUGGCCAGACUCUCAAGGGGAGGACUGAACCAUAAUGAGUUGUGACUCUCCAGUUAUCCCCACCCUGUCGUAUAGUCGGGUGCAGGUGGAACCCUGCAGCAGAGAUAAGUACCAAAUAAUCAUUAAUCACUGGUUCUCAGCACUCAGAUUUUUCUAUAAUUGUCUUUUGUGCAAAUUGUUGAAGCUACUGGAAUGUAACCCAGCAGCACACUAGAUUAAUGCCGUUGAUUAUUGCUGAUGACCAAGUUACUGAUGAAAACAAUUUACAAGAUCUGUAUAAUCAAACGCACCAUCUCUGUUCAAUCAAAAUCACUGAUUUCUGAACCUUCUGUACAAUUCUUUUUGCAGAUGGCUGACUUUUGCUUUUAAUCAAUAAUUAGGUCUGAGUGAACGAACAGAUGUAUAGUGCUCAACUCGGCUUUGUCUCAGUAACUGAGUUUAUGAACUGAAACGUGUUAAUCAAGUGAUGCACCUUCCCAAUUGCAGCUUAUCCAUGACAGCGUAUUUCCUCCCCAGCAAUCUCUGACAUUCACAAAGGAGGCAGGAUCAAUAUUUCCUUUCAAGCUGCAACCUCUCCUCCGAAUCUCUUAAGGCCAGUCCCUGUGCCUCCUGUAUAAAAUUCUCAUCCUUGUAACUCAAUGCACUUGACCUUCCCUGUCUCUAACCAUCCUAACUCCCAAGGAAUUCCAAAGCGGUAGAUGGGCUUAUCAGAAUCUCUUCUGAUUUCCGGGCUUGGGAAGGUGCAAACAUGAGGGAAUGACUCAUAGUAAAAAGUGAAAGCCAAGUGACUCUGGGUAUGGUGGAAAACCUCCCAACUCAGCACUUGUGUUGUAAAGACAAUGUCAUAAAAGCUUGCAUGACAUCAACGUUUGCCCUGUGCUGAGGUUUUUAGUUGAGUGCUUCAUUACCCAGCCUUCCCCAUGUCCAAGCACCUCGUUCCUUCAGUUGAUGACAGGCGGUGAAGCAAUGUUGGACUGGAAAGCAUACGUGGCGGCUGUCCUACAAGACAGCACUAUUGCGGACAUUGCAAUUGUCGGAUGCACCCCCAAGAACAAAUCCAUCUGGGCAUGCAGAAGCGAUGGUGUAUUCGGCCGCAUUACAUCCCAGGAGAUUGAAGUGAUCAUCGACACCGACAGGAAGUGUAUCCUCCAAAACGGCAUAACCAUUGGUGGGAAGAAGUAUUCCAUCAUCCGGGAUAACAUGCUGUUGGAAAAUGAUCCUUCCAUGGAUAUCAGGACACUGGGUAAUGAGGGCAUGAGCAUUUGUAUUGGGAAAUCUACCAAAGCCAUGAUGAUUCUGAUGGGCCGGAAAGGAGUUCAUGGAGGUGUCAUCAACAAGAAGAUGCAUGACAUGGUGGACUUUCUAAGUAGAAAUGGCAAGAUCUAAAUGGUCAAGUAUGAAAUAAAGGUGAUGACCCC
Messenger RNA from Amblyraja radiata (thorny skate), 2462 nucleotides. RefSeq names its product low density lipoprotein receptor-related protein associated protein 1 (gene lrpap1). The transcript is spliced from 8 exons. Gene Ontology annotation, molecular function: very-low-density lipoprotein particle receptor binding; heparin binding; receptor antagonist activity. Bases 43 to 1089 code for a protein of 348 amino acids. Gene Ontology annotation, biological process: negative regulation of receptor internalization; negative regulation of very-low-density lipoprotein particle clearance. NCBI's taxonomy places the organism in Eukaryota, Metazoa, Chordata, Chondrichthyes, Rajiformes, Rajidae. The record is from RefSeq and is a predicted model, not a curated record. Gene Ontology annotation, cellular component: endoplasmic reticulum; plasma membrane; rough endoplasmic reticulum lumen.